Molecule: messenger RNA, 600 nt
Organism: Rhinichthys klamathensis goyatoka
Lineage: Eukaryota; Metazoa; Chordata; Actinopteri; Cypriniformes; Leuciscidae
Product: vitelline membrane outer layer protein 1-like
Exons: 4
Coding region: 1-600 (199 amino acids)
Source: RefSeq, a predicted model, not a curated record
AUGCAUCACUUCUUUUCCAUGAUGUUUUCACUGCUAGCCAUUAUUGGGCAUGUGAGCGGUGAGUCUGACCGACCGUACAGAUCUGAGCUGAAGGUGACGAACGGAGGGCCGUGGGGAUCGUGGGGGGAAAAGCAGUUUUGUCCAAGUGGAAGUUACGUCGGAGGGUUUAGUCUGAAGGUGGAAGGCAAACUUUAUUUAGGUGGUGAUGAUACAGCGCUCAAUGGGAUUCGACUUUACUGUGUUGAUCGGGCCGGAAACCCUCAGUCUGUCAUUGAGUCCAGUGUAGGAGGCUGGGGUGAGUGGACCGGUCUCAGAUUUGCUCCUUCUGGAUACUUUACAUCUUUCCAUCUGAGAGUUGAAUCUCCCCAAGGAUCUGGAGAUGAUACAGCCGCAAACAACAUCAUGUUCAUAUACGGUACACGUGACGUGAAUUCUGGCUGGAUUGAAGGUAUGAGCACAGACUGGGGUGAAUGGGGCAACUGGAGUCCAACAUGUGAAGGAACGGGAAUCUGCGGCUUACAGACCCGUGUAGAAGAGUCACAGGGAAGCAAUGGAGACGACACCGCUCUCAAUGACGUGAUCAUGUUCUGCUGUGAUUAA